AUGUCCAAAAUAUCAAAUUUUAUAAAAAAAUAUAAUGGUAAGGAAAAUGAAAAAAUAACAGAAAAAGAUUUAAAUGAUAAUUUAGAAAUAGAUAUAUUCAGUUUAUUAAAUGAAGAUAGUUCCUAUUUAUCUGAAAGCAGUGAUGAUAGUUAUAUUGAAAAAGGUUUAAAUAAUUCCAUUUCGUUCAAUAACUGCAAUUUAACAACUUAUGAAAAAAGUGUAAAUAACAAAACAAAUGUAUUUGAAACAAAGGAAAGCAUCGUUAAUUACUCAAAUGAAAUAAACGAACAUUGUAAUAAUAAUUUAAAUGAAGUAUGUGAUAGUAAUAGUUAUUCUACAAAUGAAAGAAAUAAAAAUUAUGAUUACUCAAACGAAAAAAUUAAGUAUUUGAAUUCCCCACAUGAAAUAAAUAAGUAUGAUAAUUCAAAUAAAAUAAAUGAACAAGUCAUUGAUAAUUCGAGUAAAGCGAAUAUAAGUAAUAUAAUUUUAUCAAAAAAAUCUCACAUAUUUCAUAGUAUUAAAAUAUUAAUUCCCAAAUUUAAUGAAAUAGGUAAGUUGAAUGAUUCUGAUAAAAAAUUAUGUUUAAAUUUAAAUGAUGAUUUCUCGUCUAAAAAUAUUAAAAGAGAAAAUGAAAAAGAUGAUACUGAUCAUGACAAAUAUAUGAAAAAUAUUAUUGAUGGUUCAAAUGAUAAAUAUGAAAAUAAUGAGAAAACUGAUGAAUUAUUAUAUAUUAAUAAUAAAAAUAUAUAUAAUUUUAAGUCUUUUGAGAAAAUAGAAAAAGAUAUGAAGGAAGAAAUAAAAGAGGAAAACAUUUUAAACAAUAUAUAUAUAAAUUUUAUAACAUACGAAAAUAAAAUAAAAAAGAUUGAAAAAAAAAGAAAGAAAAAUAUGGUAAGUAGCAAAAAUGAUAUAUUAUUUGUUCAAAACAAAGUGCAAAGAGAUAUUAACAUUCAAAAAUAUAAUUCUAUAUCAGAAUUAUACAAUGAUAUUAUAGAAAGCAUAAAUUAUUUUAACGAAUUAAAAGUCAGAAAGGCUUAUUACUGUUUAAGAGAAUCUUUUAUAAAGUACUAUUGUGAUAAGAAGUUGAAAAGUUUUAUAGAAAAUGUUUUUAUCAGUGAAAUAUUAUAUAGAUACAAAAUUAUUAGAAAAAUAGAAGUAAUAUUUAAUUUAGAUGUAAAAAAAACAUGUGAAGAUUUUAUAAAUUAUUCAGUAAUUUCAAAAAGGGUAUAUAGAAAAUUAGCGUUUGAUUAUUUAAUAGAUAUAAAAGAUGUUAAUGGAAAAGUGUGCUCUAUGAAAUGUAUAAAGUGUUUAAGUAAGCAUAAUAAUAAUAUCAAGAACAUUAAAUUGGCAUCUAAUGAAAUUAUGGAAAAUCCAUUUUUAGAAAAUGCUAACUCCAAUAAAAGUUUUGAAAAAUUCACAACAGUAAGUAGUGAAACAUUCAGUGAAAAUGAAAAUAAGAAAAAAGAAAAAAAAAAAAAAAAAAGAAUAUUAAAAAAAAAAAAAAAAAGAUUAAAUAUUCCUAAUAAAUCUAUAUGCAAUAAAUAUAUUGAUUUCACACAUUUCAAUGUAGCAUUUGAUGAAGACAAUAAUGAAGUUUAUUAUUUUAUAACAAAAAAGGAGUUUAGCAUUUCAAAAAAAAUUGCUUCAACUAGUAAUAAUAAGAAAAAUACAUAUAAUGAAAAUAGAAAAGAACAAGAAAAUAAUGAUGAUGAAGGUAAAAUUAAUUUAAAUAAAUUUUUACUUAAAAAUAAAAAAUGCUGUGAUCAAAAUGAAACAUUAGAUAAUAAAAUAAUAUAUCAAAAUGAAGAAAAAAGUGACAUAAAUACAGUUAUUUAUUUUUAUGUUAAUUUAUCAAUACCUUCAAAUUUUAUAUACGUUAUUGCUUCAUUAACUGAAGUUACCUUAUUUAAAUCAUGGAUCCCUUUUUAUUCUUUUCCAUUUAAAUUUGGAAUCAGUGAAUGUAGAACAUUAAAAGAAAGAGGAUUACUUGAUAAAAUGGUUUACGCAAAAAUAGCAAUGCCAUGGAUUAUAAAAGAUAGAUAUUUAUUAGUGGAUGUAUGGAUAUGCGAAGAUUUUCAAUUCUCAAAAGGAAUAUUUUUAUAUGCUUCAAACAUUCAGAAAAAUUCUGAAAUUGCUAGAAAUUUUGUUAUUAAUACAGAUAAUUGUACAGAAAUAGAAAUGAAUGUUCACGCAUUCAUUUCUCCAAAAACAUCUGAAGAAACUUUUGUAAAAUGUUAUGUUGAAAUAUCUCCUAAUGCGAAUCUUAACAAAACCUUCAUUUCUUUUUUAACAAAUUGUAUCUCUCAUUUUAUUAAAAUAUGUAAGGAGUUUGAAUUUAAUGAAGAAUAUAAUAAUCAAAUGAAGAAAAAUAACUUUUUUUAUGAAAAAUUAAGAAGAGCAGCAGAAGAGAGUAAAAUAUAUUAA
Plasmodium gallinaceum is the source of this 2424-nucleotide messenger RNA. RefSeq names its product conserved Plasmodium protein, unknown function. Bases 1 to 2424 code for a protein of 807 amino acids. The record is from RefSeq and is a predicted model, not a curated record. The transcript has 5 exons. Lineage: Eukaryota; Apicomplexa; Aconoidasida; Haemosporida; Plasmodiidae.